Insectozyma verbasci is the source of this 969-nucleotide messenger RNA. The record is from the annotation of a GenBank genome assembly. NCBI's taxonomy places the organism in Eukaryota, Fungi, Ascomycota, Pichiomycetes, Serinales, Debaryomycetaceae.
AUGUCGGUUCAUAGAGAUCAAAUAGAUUUAAAACAAUUGCCUCAUACUUAUGAUGGUCAAGUUACUUUAGCUAUUAUUGGUGGUACGGGUUUAUAUGAUUUGCCAAAUUUGCACCCAGUUGCAAGAUUAACUAUUAGUACACCUUGGGGUUUUCCUUCAGGUCCAAUUACAAUUGCUAAAACAGAUUCAGGAUUCCCAGUUGCUUUUUUACCACGUCAUGGUCAACAUCAUGAUUUAUUACCUAGUAAUGUACCAAGUAGAGCUAAUAUCGCUGCUUUGAAAAAGUUAGGUGUUAAAGCUAUUGUUGCAUUUAGUGCUGUUGGUUCAUUACAACAAGAAAUUAAACCGAGAGAUUUUGUAUUACCAACUCAAAUUAUUGAUAGAACUAAAGGUAUUAGACCAAGUACUUUUUUUGAAAAAGGUUUUGUUGCUCAUGCAAUGUUUGGAGAACCAUUUGAUUUAAAAUUAAAUAAAUUAAUUAGUGAUUCAAUUCCAAGUUCAGGAUUUUUAGAAGGUAAUGGUUCAGUUUUACAUACUAAAGAAACUGCUAAAGAAGAUUUAACAAUUAUUUGUAUGGAAGGUCCUCAAUUCUCAACAAGGGCUGAAUCAAAAUUGUAUAGAUCUUGGGGUGGUUCAGUUAUUAAUAUGAGUGUUGUACCAGAAGCUCAAUUGGCCAGAGAAGCUGAAAUUGCUUAUCAAAUGAUUUGUAUGUCAACAGAUUAUGAUUCUUGGAAUGAAAGUGAAGAACCAGUUACUGUUGAACAAGUUGUUGGUAAUUUAAAAGCUAAUAGUGCAAAUGCGUGUAAAUUGGCUUCUAAAUUAAUAGAAGAAUUUGCUGAAAAGGGGUCUGAAAUUGGUAAUGAUUUAAAAGGUACAAUGAAAUAUUCUGUUAGUACAAGUCCCCAUGGUGUUAAAAAGGAAUUGUUAGAAAAGAUGCAUUAUUUAUUUCCUGGUUAUUGGCAAGUUUAA